GUUUUCCUUCUCCAGCUUAUCAUUCUUCAUUAGAGAAGCUUGAAGCUCCUUCACCAGACGCAUGAGAUCCGAAUCAUCUUCUCCAUUUGAUUAAGUUAGAAGAUCCUCUGGGUCCGCAAAUAAGUCACAGCCCAGCCAUGGAUCGAUCACUCUUAAACAUACACGCUAAACUCGUGGCGCGUGACAUCCACUGCCUGACACAGUCGCCUACAGAAUCCAACUCUUUCUCUUUAGUUGGCAGCGGGGCGUUUGUCUCACGCGUGGAGACAGUGGGCACAAUCGUCUCUCGCGACCUGACCCCUAAGUUCCUAAAGUUCGACGUCGACGAUGGCACCGGCUGCGUCACGUGCAUCCUCUGGCUCAACCAGCUCUCCUCUUCUUACUUCUCCCGGUGGGAUCCAGCCACGAUUCUGCUCCUCGCAAGGGCUGCGCGGAAACAAGCCGCAAAUAUCAGAAUUGGAGCCGUGGCUCGUGUUCGCGGUCGCGUUGGCUCGUAUAGAGGAGUGAUGCAGAUCACGGCUACUGUUGUGGUGGUCGAGAGAGACCCGAACGCGGAGAUCUUGCACUGGUUGGAGUGUUUAAGGCUCCGUCCAACCACGAUUCUGCUCCUCGCAAGGGCUGCGCGGAAACAAGCCGCAAAUAUCAGAAUCGGAGCCGUGGCUCGUGUUCGCGGUCGCGUUGGCUCGUAUAGAGGAGUGAUGCAGAUCACGGCUACUGUUGUGGUGGUCGAGAGAGACCCGAACGCGGAGAUCUUGCACUGGUUGGAGUGUUUAAGGCUCCGUCCAAGUUAUCGUAUUCAAAGUUAA
Molecule: messenger RNA, 806 nt
Organism: Camelina sativa (false flax)
Lineage: Eukaryota; Viridiplantae; Streptophyta; Magnoliopsida; Brassicales; Brassicaceae
Source: RefSeq, a predicted model, not a curated record